This is a messenger RNA of Rattus norvegicus (Norway rat), 2243 nucleotides long. It is a transcript of the gene Epdr1, whose product is annotated as ependymin related 1. Gene Ontology annotation, biological process: cell-matrix adhesion; myofibroblast contraction. Bases 253 to 927 code for a protein of 224 amino acids. The transcript is spliced from 3 exons. The record is from RefSeq and is marked validated. Gene Ontology annotation, molecular function: calcium ion binding; phospholipid binding; ganglioside GM1 binding. Gene Ontology annotation, cellular component: lysosome; extracellular region; lysosomal lumen. Lineage: Eukaryota; Metazoa; Chordata; Mammalia; Rodentia; Muridae.
AAGCGUUAGUAAGCCUCGGUCAGGGCAGAAAGAGCUCUGGGCGAUUCACACACGGCUACCCCAGACUCGGACCCCCAAGCCGGAAGCCUCUAAAACCGAAAAUUGGAAAAUCGGAAAAUCAGGAGAGGCCAGGGCUCCUGAGCUGGUCCCAGAGCACAUCUUCCACCAGCGCUCAGACAACGCGCGUGACUCUCCCACGCCGGGCCUCGGCUCCCUCCCAGGUUUGGCUGACCCGGAGGGCCGCGAAUCACGAUGCUCACACGCGCUCCCCGCCGCCUGGUCCAGGGGCCCCGGGAGACCUGGCUGCUUGGCGGCCUCUGGGUCUGGAUAUUGUGCGGCCUGGGGAUGGCGGGCUCCCCGGGAACCCCGCAGCCAUGCCAGGCGCCCCAGCAGUGGGAGGGACGUCAGGUUCUGUACCAGCAGAGCAGCGGGCACAACAGCCGCGCCCUGGUGUCCUACGAUGGUCUCAACCAGCGCGUGCGGGUGCUGGACGAAAGGAAGGCGCUGAUCCCCUGCAAGAGAUUAUUUGAAUACAUUUUACUCUAUAAGGAUGGAGUGAUGUUUCAGAUUGAACAAGCCACCAAACUGUGUGCAAAGAUACCCUUGGCAGAACCCUGGGAUCCUCUCGACAUUCCCCAGAAUUCUACCUUUGAAGAUCAGUACUCUAUCGGAGGGCCUCAGGAGCAGAUCAUGGUCCAGGAAUGGUCUGACAGGAGGACAGCCAGAUCCUAUGAAACCUGGAUUGGCGUUUAUACAGCCAAGGAUUGCUACCCGGUCCAGGAGACCUUCAUUAGGAACUACACUGUGGUCCUGUCCACUCGGUUCUUUGAUGUGCAGUUGGGCAUUAAAGACCCCUCUGUGUUCACCCCACCAAGCACGUGCCAGACAGCACAGCCAGAGAAGAUGAAAGAGAACUGCUCCCUGUGAAUUUCCAUGAGCGGAAGCCACGACCUCAGCUCUUAGGGACUUUGUGUGGAAAUGGACUAGAGGCCAGUUGGAAAGCAACUCGUCACGAGAAGCAAAGCUAGUUUUAGGAAGAUAAACCCUAUGUGGACUUGCUUGUCAUCUGACUGUGGCUGCUCAGCUCUAUUUUUGGAAGGAACCUGGGUUAUCCUUUCUGUGUGCAGGUGUGUAGUCAGUGCUGUAGGGUAGGACGGGGUGAAGGUGGGGUCGGCACAAGGAGUUUGCCUCUGCAGAGUGAACCUUUUAUUAUUGCCAAUAAGAUUGAAAGUGAUAAUAAGAUAUAGUAUAAUUUUUUUCAGUUCUCUCCUUACAAAGAAAGUCCCUUGCUUGUGUGCACUAGGGUAGUGACAGUUCCCACUGACCCCACACCUGCCUCUGGCUACUAUGAGAUGACCCUUUAAGAUUCUUUCCAAGCUUAAAUUUUGUCACAUGGCCCACCGGAUGUAGAUAUUCUGCAAGGAAGUAGAAACUUGUAAUGCAAAGCAAUGUUGCCUCUGAAGGGAAAAGAAGUUUUAAGCGGGAGGCUUAGACAAUCUUAGUAUCUUCAUGUGAGAUGAAGUCCGAGCCGUGUGUGGUGCUUUGUGUGCAAGAGUACUGACUGCUGUGCUGAAACUAUGUCUUUUCUAGCGGGCAAACAGGCUUGCAAAACAGCACUGAAUUGGGAGGCCCCCAAGUAAGGCCUAGGAUUCUCUGCUACUCUAAUCCUUUAAGUAGUAAAUGCACUAGGCUAAUAGCUCUCGCCUUGCCUUUCUGGAAACUCUCUGUCUAUAUGACUACUGCUCACGCUUCCAACAUCAGCUCACAUGUGCCCCCUGUGAGCUGCUCCAAUGCCUGAAUUCAUUGCACCUUACAGCUUGGCAUGCCUUGCUCACAAUACUCAGUAUGCUGCGUGAGGAUUUCCUGAUUACUGGAAACUAACCUCUGUUAUCCUGGGUAAGAAUCCCUUGAGUUACGGGUAUCGUGUUCUGUUUACUUUAAUAUCUCCAGCACCAAGCAAGUGCCUGGCACGUAGUCCGUGCCCCAAACAUUUGCAGAGAGGAGCUCAUCAGCUCUGUCAGUGUUUAGUUUUCUCAUCUAUUAAACAGGGUUGGUUUUUCUGGUUGCUAGGGAGACUUGUACUAAUGCAACCUACUGUUCUAGAUUCUUUAUCACCGUGUUUCAUUUGACCACGUAUCACCUUUUGUUAUCAAGAGAAAUGUGUGAAGCUUGCUUUAUGCUGUAGCCAUCUAUAUUGUAAUUUAUCUCUAUACAAUUAAACAAAUUUAUUGACACCCUACAAA